UAAUGCAGCAUUCUUUUGGACACCACACCUAGGUCGGAGCACGGUCCUCCUUCAGGGCUCCAGCCUCUUGAUAUUUUUACACUUCAGUGUCAGCUCGAUAGUGAGAAAGAGGGUGAAGACGAAAGAGGGGGAGAGGAGAGAAGAGCGAAGGAGAGAGUGAAGGAGGGGGUGGGGAUCACACAAAAGAGAGAACCAAAAAUAAUUUGAAUUCUUAAGUUAAUUUGCUUGCUGAGCUGGAAUUUUAGCCAUCAUGGAGGGGAGAUGGAAAAUCUGCCCAAGACCGCAGGCUGAUGCCAUUUUUCAAAGCCAGAACUUACUCCAUUUUCUAUGCAAAUGUCAGAAAAGCGAAACACCCUCUUCACCAAGUCAGAGAAGGGGAAGCAACGGCUCUCCGGUUGGGACAAUAUUAUCUGGAAGCUGAAGAAGAAACUGAACGCUCUUUCCCCCCCCCCAUUCCAUUUUCAAUCCGGAGGGGGGAAAAUGAAAUCCCAAGGUCUGCAAAGCUAAAACCCAAUCUCGGAUAUACUACUAAUAGGCGCGGCGCUCAGACUAUAAAACACAACAAAUCAUAAACCCGGCGGAGCAGCAGCGGCCGCGCGCGCCUCCCCUCCCAAUGAGUUCCUAUUUCGUGAACUCCACCUUCCCCGUCACUCUGGCCAGCGGGCAGGAGUCCUUCCUGGGCCAGCUCCCGCUCUACUCCUCCGGCUAUGCGGACCCGCUGAGGCACUACCCCGCGCCCUACGGGCCCGCGCCCGGCCAGGACAAGGGCUUCGCCGCCUCCUCCUACUACCCGCCAGCCGGGGGCGGCUAUGGGCGCGCGGCGCCCUGCGACUACGGGCCGGCGCCGGCCUUCUACCGCGAGAAGGAGUCGGCCUGCGCGCUCUCGGGCGCCGACGAGCCGCCCGCGUUCCACCCCGAGCAGCGCAAGUCCGACUGCGCGCAGGACAAGAGCGUGUUCGGCGAGACAGAGGAGCAGAAGUGCUCCACGCCGGUGUACCCGUGGAUGCAGCGGAUGAACUCAUGCAACAGUUCCUCCUUCGGGCCCAGCGGCCGGCGAGGCCGCCAGACCUACACGCGCUACCAGACGCUGGAGCUGGAGAAGGAGUUUCACUACAACCGCUACCUGACCCGGCGGCGGCGAAUCGAGAUCGCGCACGCCCUGUGCCUGACGGAGAGGCAGAUCAAGAUCUGGUUCCAGAACCGGCGCAUGAAGUGGAAAAAGGAGAGCAAAUUGCUCAGCGCGUCCCAGCUCAGUGCGGAGGAGGAGGAGGAAAAAGCCGCCGAGUGAAGGCGCCGGAAGGGGGAAAGAGGAGGGGGACGCGAAGGGAGAGGCCUGCCGGGUGCCCGGAGGAGGCUCUGCGGACCGGGAGCCUCUGGACUGGCUCCCCCGCGCCCAGCGCCGCGGGCCCUGCGCUCUCCAGGACGCCCCCGCCCGCAGAGGUCCCUCCCGGGGCGCGCGGGGCUCGCCCUGCCCGCGCCCACCCAGCACCCCACGCCUUCUCCUGUCCCGCGGACCCCACCUCGACCGGAGCCAGCGCCCCCGUGAGAACUGAGGACCUGACUCACUUGAUGUUUCCUGGAAAUAGAGCAAAAUGCUCUUGUCCAUGUCGCCUCUCCUCACGUCGUCUAUGUCCCCCCCACCCCCACCCCGUGCACGGUUCAAUGGUAGAUUCGCUGUCCCCUUAGUGGGCCUCGAAGACGCCCUGAUCCCAGACCUGUCGUCUCUCCUGUCCCAUCCCCAAAGCCACUGGAAGGAGCACAUACUACCUAGAAGUAAAAAGAAGAGCCUCAGAAGAAAACAAAGUUCUAUUUUAUUAAUUUUCUAUGUGUUGUGUUUGUAGUCUUGUCUUAGCUCUGGACGUGAAAUACUUCGGUAAUAUUAAUAUUAUUAAUAAUGAUGAUGAUAAUAAUAAUAAUAAAGAC
Molecule: messenger RNA, 1923 nt
Organism: Elephantulus edwardii (Cape elephant shrew)
Lineage: Eukaryota; Metazoa; Chordata; Mammalia; Macroscelidea; Macroscelididae
Gene: HOXB6
Product: homeobox B6
Exons: 3
Coding region: 614-1288 (224 amino acids)
Biological process (GO): regulation of transcription by RNA polymerase II; anterior/posterior pattern specification
Cellular component (GO): nucleus
Molecular function (GO): RNA polymerase II cis-regulatory region sequence-specific DNA binding; DNA-binding transcription factor activity, RNA polymerase II-specific
Source: RefSeq, a predicted model, not a curated record